This is a messenger RNA of Lobosporangium transversale, 6915 nucleotides long. RefSeq lists its product as hypothetical. NCBI's taxonomy places the organism in Eukaryota, Fungi, Mortierellomycota, Mortierellomycetes, Mortierellales, Mortierellaceae. Gene Ontology annotation, biological process: phosphorelay signal transduction system; phosphorylation. The transcript is spliced from 4 exons. The record is from RefSeq and is a predicted model, not a curated record. The annotation marks the transcript as partial. Gene Ontology annotation, molecular function: phosphorelay sensor kinase activity. Gene Ontology annotation, cellular component: membrane.
GUAACUCGUGUAGCUCGUGAAGUCGGCACAGAGGGUCGUCUAGGAGGCCAGGCUGAAGUCAAAGGUGUUGAAGGUACUUGGAAGGAACUGACCGACAACGUCAACACCAUGGCUGCCAACCUUACUGCACAAGUACGUGAUAUUGCCGACGUCAGUAAGGCUGUCGCUCGAGGUGAUCUGUCCAAGAAGAUUUCUGUCGAAGUCAAAGGAGAAAUGAUGGACCUUAAGAACACGAUGAAUAUCAUGGUAGAUCAGCUACAACGGUUCGCCUCUGAGGUCACCCGAGUCAGUCUUGAAGUCGGUACCGAGGGUAAGCUUGGAGGACAGGCUGUUGUUAAGGAUGUCAGCGGUACUUGGAAGGAACUCACAGACAAUGUCAAUACCAUGGCCUCUAACUUGACAACUCAAGUACGAUCCAUCGCUGAGGUUACCACCGCUGUCGCAGCAGGUGACUUGAGUAAGACUAUUGAUGUCGAAGCACAAGGAGAGAUCUCUGAGGUGAAGAUUACUGUUAACUCCAUGGUCGAACAGCUGAGAACAUUCGCUGCCGAGGUAACUCGUGUAGCUCGUGAAGUAGGAACAGAAGGUCGUCUAGGAGGCCAGGCUGAGGUCAAAGGUGUUGAUGGUACCUGGAAGGAGCUGACUGACAACGUCAACACCAUGGCUGCCAAUCUUACUGCACAAGUUCGUGACAUUGCGGACGUUAGUAAAGCUGUUGCUCUCGGCGAUCUUUCCAAGAAGAUUUCAGUCGAGGUCAAGGGUGAGAUGUUGGAUCUUAAGAACACGAUCAACAUCAUGGUGGACCAGCUUCAAGAGUUUGCCACUGAGGUCACCAGAGUCAGUCUUGAGGUCGGUACCGAGGGUAAACUCGGAGGACAGGCUAAGGUUGAAGGUGUUAGUGGCACUUGGAAGAACCUCACAGACAAUGUCAACACCAUGGCUGCCAAUUUGACAACACAAGUACGAUCCAUCGCCAAUGUUACGACUGCUGUCGCAGCAGGAGACCUGAGUAAGACCAUCGAUGUCGAAGCACAAGGAGAGAUCUCUGAGGUGAAGAUUACUGUCAACUCCAUGGUGGAGCAACUUAGGAUGUUCGCUGCCGAGGUCACCCGUGUGGCUCGUGAAGUCGGUACAGAAGGUCGUCUAGGUGGCCAGGCUGAAGUCAAAGGUGUUGAAGGUACCUGGAAGGAGCUGACUGACAACGUCAACACCAUGGCUGCCAACCUUACUGCACAAGUACGUGAUAUUGCCGACGUCAGUAAGGCUGUCGCUCGAGGUGAUCUGUCCAAGAAGAUUUCUGUCGAAGUCAAAGGAGAAAUGAUGGACCUUAAGAACACGAUGAAUAUCAUGGUAGAUCAGCUACAACGGUUCGCCUCUGAGGUCACCCGAGUCAGUCUUGAAGUCGGAACUGAAGGCAAACUUGGAGGACAGGCUGUUGUCAAGGAUGUUAGUGGUACCUGGAAGAACCUCACAGACAAUGUCAACACCAUGGCUGCCAAUUUGACAACUCAAGUACGAUCCAUCGCCGAGGUUACCACCGCUGUCGCAGCUGGAGACCUGAGCAAGACCAUCGAUGUCGAAGCACAAGGAGAGAUCUCCGAAGUUAAGAUUACUGUCAACUCCAUGGUGGAGCAACUUAGGAUGUUCGCUGCCGAGGUCACCCGUGUCGCACGUGAAGUAGGAACAGAAGGUCGUCUAGGAGGCCAGGCUGAGGUCACAGGUGUUGCUGGUACUUGGAGGGAACUGACUGAGAACGUCAACACCAUGGCUGCCAAUCUUACUGCACAAGUUCGUGACAUUGCGGACGUUAGUAAAGCUGUUGCUCUCGGCGAUCUUUCCAAGAAGAUUUCAGUCGAGGUCAAGGGUGAGAUGUUGGAUCUUAAGAACACGAUCAACAUCAUGGUGGACCAGCUACAAGAGUUUGCCACUGAAGUCACCCGAGUCAGUCUUGAGGUCGGCACCGAGGGUAAACUUGGAGGACAGGCUAAGGUCGAAGGUGUUAGCGGCACUUGGAAGAAUCUCACAGACAAUGUCAACACCAUGGCUGCCAAUUUGACAACACAGGUACGAUCCAUCGCUGAGGUUACCACCGCUGUUGCAGCAGGAGACUUGAGUAAGACCAUCGAUGUCGAAGCACAAGGAGAAAUAUCUGAGGUGAAGAUUACUGUCAACUCUAUGGUCGAACAGCUGAGAACAUUCGCUGCCGAGGUAACUCGUGUAGCUCGUGAAGUCGGCACAGAGGGUCGUCUAGGAGGCCAGGCUGAAGUCAAAGGUGUUGAAGGUACCUGGAAGGAGCUGACUGACAACGUCAACACCAUGGCUGCCAAUCUUACAGCACAAGUACGUGAUAUUGCUGAUGUCAGUAAAGCCGUCGCUCGAGGUGAUCUGUCCAAGAAGAUUUCUGUCGAAGUCAAAGGAGAAAUGAUGGAUCUCAAGAACACGAUGAAUAUCAUGGUGGACCAGCUGCAACAGUUCGCCACUGAAGUCACCCGAGUCAGUCUUGAGGUCGGAACUGAAGGCAAACUUGGAGGACAGGCUGUUGUCAAGGAUGUCAGUGGUACCUGGAAGAACCUCACAGACAAUGUCAAUACCAUGGCUGCUAAUUUGACAACUCAAGUACGAUCCAUCGCCAAUGUCACAACCGCUGUGGCAGCAGGUGAUUUGAGUAAGACCAUCGAUGUUGAAGCACAAGGAGAGAUCUCUGAGGUGAAGAAGACUGUCAACUCUAUGGUCGAACAACUGAGGACCUUUGCUGCCGAGGUAACUCGUGUGGCUCGUGAAGUCGGUACAGAAGGUCGUCUAGGAGGUCAGGCUGAAGUCACAGGGGUUGAUGGUACCUGGAAGGAGCUGACUGACAACGUCAACACUAUGGCUGCCAACCUUACAGCACAAGUACGUGAUAUUGCUGAUGUCAGUAAAGCCGUCGCUCGAGGUGAUCUGUCCAAGAAGAUUUCAGUUGAGGUCAAGGGUGAGAUGUUGGAUCUUAAGAACACGAUCAACAUUAUGGUGGACCAGCUGCAACAGUUCGCCACUGAAGUCACCAGAGUCAGUCUUGAAGUCGGUACCGAGGGUAAACUAGGAGGUCAAGCCAUUGUCAAAGGUGUUGAUGGAACUUGGAAAGAACUCACAGAUAAUGUCAACACCAUGGCCUCGAACUUGACAACACAGGUACGAUCCAUCGCUGAAGUUACCACCGCUGUCGCAGCAGGAGACUUAAGCAAGACCAUCGAUGUUGAAGCACAAGGAGAAAUAUCUGAGGUGAAGAUUACUGUCAACUCUAUGGUGGAGCAGCUGAGAACAUUCGCUGCCGAGGUAACUCGUGUGGCUCGUGAAGUCGGUACAGAAGGUCGUCUAGGAGGCCAGGCUGAAGUCACAGGGGUUGAUGGUACCUGGAAGGAGCUGACUGACAACGUCAACACCAUGGCUGCCAACCUUACAGCACAAGUACGUGAUAUUGCUGAUGUCAGUAAAGCCGUCGCUCGAGGUGAUCUGUCCAAGAAGAUUUCAGUCGAGGUCAAGGGUGAGAUGUUGGAUCUUAAGAACACGAUCAACAUCAUGGUGGACCAGCUUCAAGAGUUUGCCACUGAGGUCACCAGAGUCAGUCUAGAGGUCGGAACUGAAGGCAAACUUGGAGGACAGGCUGUUGUUAAGGAUGUUAGCGGUACUUGGAAGAACCUCACAGACAAUGUCAACACCAUGGCUGCCAAUUUGACAACUCAAGUACGAUCCAUCGCCAAUGUCACAACCGCUGUCGCAGCAGGUGAUUUGAGUAAGACUAUCGAUGUCGAAGCACAAGGAGAAAUAUCUGAGGUGAAGAUUACUGUCAACUCUAUGGUGGAGCAGCUGAGAACAUUCGCUGCCGAGGUAACUCGUGUGGCUCGUGAAGUCGGUACAGAAGGUCGUCUAGGAGGCCAGGCUGAGGUUACAGGAGUUGAUGGUACCUGGAAGGAGCUGACUGACAACGUCAACACCAUGGCUGCCAAUCUUACAGCACAAGUACGUGAUAUCGCUGAUGUCAGUAAAGCCGUCGCUCGAGGUGAUCUGUCCAAGAAGAUUUCAGUUGAGGUCAAGGGUGAGAUGUUGGAUCUUAAGAACACGAUCAACAUCAUGGUGGACCAGCUGCAAGAGUUUGCCACCGAGGUUACCAGAGUCAGUCUUGAAGUCGGAACAGAAGGCAAACUUGGAGGUCAAGCCAUUGUCAAAGGUGUUGAUGGAACUUGGAAAGAACUCACAGAUAAUGUCAACACCAUGGCCUCGAACUUGACAACACAGGUACGAUCCAUCGCUGAAGUUACCACCGCUGUCGCAGCAGGAGACUUGAGUAAGACCAUUGAUGUCGAAGCACAAGGAGAGAUCUCUGAGGUGAAGAUUACUGUCAACUCUAUGGUCGAACAGCUGAGAACAUUCGCCGCCGAGGUAACUCGUGUAGCUCGUGAAGUCGGUACAGAAGGUCGUCUAGGAGGUCAGGCUGAAGUCACAGGGGUUGAUGGUACCUGGAAGGAGCUGACUGACAACGUCAACACCAUGGCUGCCAAUCUUACAGCACAAGUACGUGAUAUUGCCGAUGUCAGUAAAGCCGUUGCUCGAGGUGAUCUUUCCAAGAAGAUUUCAGUCGAGGUCAAGGGUGAGAUGUUGGACCUUAAGAACACGAUCAAUAUCAUGGUGGAUCAGCUCUCCAUGUUUGCUAAUGAGGUAACGCGUGUCGCUCGAGAGGUCGGUACCGAAGGCAAAUUGGGCGUGCAAGCACAGGUGGAGGAUGUACGUGGAACAUGGAAGGAAAUCACAUCAAACGUCAAUACAAUGGCUAGCAAUUUGACAGCACAAGUACGUGCAUUUGCCUCCAUUUCGACUGCUGCAACGGAUGGUGAUUUCACUCAGUUUAUCACUGUUGAGGCCUCCGGAGAGAUGGAUUCGCUUAAGACCAAGAUCAAUCAGAUGGUUUACAACCUUCGCGAGAGUAUUCAAAAGAACACCGCUGCUCGUGAAGCCGCUGAGCUUGCCAAUCGAUCCAAAUCCGAGUUCUUGGCAAACAUGUCGCACGAGAUUAGAACCCCCAUGAACGGAAUCAUCGGAAUGACCAGUCUCACUCUGGAAACUGAGCUUACCCGUCAACAACGUGAAAACUUGGUGAUUGUUAGUCACUUGGCCCAUUCACUCCUGACGAUUAUUGAUGAUAUUCUUGAUAUCUCAAAGAUUGAGGCUGGUAAGAUGACAAUUGAGCAAGCUCCAUUCUCGUUGAGAACCCAGGCAUUUGGAGUACUUAAGACUCUGGCCGUGAAAGCUCAUCAGAAGAAACUGGAUUUGAUUUACAAUGUCCAUAACGAUUUCCCUGACCAACUUGUGGGCGAUCCACUUCGCCUUCGCCAAGUCAUCACUAACUUGAUCGGAAAUGCCAUCAAGUUUACAACCGAGGGUAGUGUUGUUCUAGACUGUGUCUGCAAAAACAAAACGGAUGUUGGUGUUGAACUUCAAUUCUGUGUCUCGGAUACGGGAAUUGGAAUUCAAAGUGAUAAGAUCGAAGUCGUCUUUGAUACGUUCUGUCAGGCUGAUGGUUCCACCACACGCAAGUACGGUGGUACUGGGCUCGGUCUCUCUAUCUCCAAGCGUCUGGUGACGUUGAUGGGAGGUGAUCUGUGGGUGAAUAGUAUCUUCGGAAAAGGAUCACAAUUCUUCUUUACAGUGCGGUUUAACACAGGUACCAUGUCUGUGGAUCAGAUCAAUCUCAAGACGAAGCCAUAUGUUGGACGUCAUAUCCUUUAUUUGGGAACGAUGCGCGACGAUGUCAUUUCUAGCUCAGUCGUAAGAACGCUGGAGGAGCUCAAAUUCAAGGCUACGUAUAUGUCAUCACUCGAGCAAGCCCAUACUCUAGUCCAAGCUCCGGGCUCGGGCUCGGGCUCUUCAUCUGAGAAAUCAAUGUUUGAUGUGGUGAUUGUUGACAAUGUAAAGGAUAUCCGCAAGAUCAAGGAGAUCCCCAUGCUUCGAUUCCUGCCCAUUGUGCUGUUGUCCAUGACCACACCCUAUAUCAGCAUGAAGGUCUGCCAGGAAUUGGGCAUUGCCAGCUAUUUUAACCCACCAGUGCAACUACCUGAUCUGAUGAAUGCCUUAUUGCCUGCUUUCGAGUCUGCAUCAGCGUUGCCAUCUGAUGCUGAGCAUGCGAUUCCAUUGCAUAUUUUGCUGGCAGAGGAUAAUGUUGUGAAUCAGAAGCUUGCGGUCCGUAUCUUGGAGAAGUUUGGACACAAAGUGACGAUUGUCUCGAACGGCAAGAUGGCAGUCGAGUUCUACGAUAGCAAGCACUUUGAUUUGAUUUUGAUGGAUGUCCAGAUGCCGAUCAUGGGAGGAUUUGAGGCUACGCAGGAGAUCAGAAAGCUAGAGUUACUCAAAGGCAGGACCGAACACUUGCCCAUUAUCGCCUUGACUGCACACGCUAUGAUUGGUGAUCGAGAGAAGUGUCUUGCUGCUGGCAUGGACGAAUAUAUCACAAAACCACUUCGUGUCAACGAGCUAAUUGCGACAAUUAACAAGUUCCCGCCUAAGAACUGUCCGGAUCUCGCACAACAUGAUCCAUAUUUCGAAUUUCCAAAUCUGCGAUUGAGCUAUAACCCUCAACAAGAUCCCAAGAUUAACUUUUACAACAACAAGAAGUAAUCAUUUCCUUUCCAAAGUACUACUAUUUAGUCAUUUCACUUUGUUACUUUAUUAUUAUUGUUUUGUUUUUAUCCUGCUUUUUUGUCCGCUUUCAUUUUUGUGCCAGUUUAUUUUUUUUGGUUUUUGUCUGCUUAUAUUUAUUUCCUUAUUAUUCUUAUUCAUUCGAUAUUGGCAUUGGCAAUGGCAGUGUGUACUUUUAUUCUUCUGCAAUAUACCAGCACCAAUAGCCAAUAAAUAUUAAAGAAAAUAAAACAUUAGUUAUGAGUGUUA